Molecule: messenger RNA, 1431 nt
Organism: Closterium sp. Yama58-4
Lineage: Eukaryota; Viridiplantae; Streptophyta; Zygnematophyceae; Desmidiales; Closteriaceae
Source: the annotation of a GenBank genome assembly
AUGGAGGAGCAUUUCGUCUUGCGGUUACCACCGUCGCUGGCUUCGCGGAUGGACCGCGUGCUGCGCGAAGACCCCGCCGCCGCCGCUGACGCCGCCAUGGAACUCUUCUUCCAAGCUGACGGGCGCACCGGUUCCUUUGUGAUGGGUGGGGAGUGUUUUUCAGCUUCCUUAUUGGACCUACCAGCAGUGGUGGAGUCGUGGAAGACCUAUGACGACAACUCGCUCGUCAAGACGGCAGAUGUGGGACAGAUGAUAGUGGUGAGGGAGCCAUCGGAAGCAGAACGACCCAUUGAGGGACCGGAGAGUCGCAACGGCCUCACCCCUCCCAUGCGGGACGUGCGGAGACGACGCUUCAGGCGCGAACCCGACCUUAACCCGGAGAUAGUGGAGGAGGUGGAGGGGGAGCUACGGGGAAUCAUGGCGGGAGGCGCGGCCAAAGAUGUGGAUAUCCCCCUCCGCACACUCUCGCUUACCCUCCCUCCGCACACUCUCUCUUACCCUCCCUCCGCACACUCUCUCUUAACCUCUCUCCCCACUCUCUCUUACCCUCUUUCCGCACACUCUCUCUUAACCUCUAUGGCUGAAGCGGGCCCGCUGAUCGCGGCUUUGGAGGUUCUUAAGAGCAAGCAGCCUUCGGAGCUGUUUGUGAUCGGCCUUGCAUUGAUCGGCCUCCUAUGGCUCUUCUCAGGCCUGCUCUCGUUCCUCAACGGAAUCUGGAUCCUCUUCCUUCGCCCCGCCAAGAACCUCCGUCGUUACGGCUCCUGGGCGAUUGUUACCGGAUGCACUGACGGCAUCGGUAAGGGUUUCGCGAAGGAGCUCGCGAAGCGGAAAAUUAACGUGAUUCUCGUCAGCAGGACCCAGGAGAAACUCGAGGCCGUCGCGAGCGAGCUUUCGUCAAAGUACAAGUACCUACACGAGGUUGAGGACAAGCUUAUAUCGGAUCUGAUCAACAUCAAUGUCGAGCCCGUGGUCCGCCUGACAAAGAUCGUGAUUCCGAACAUGCUCAAGAGGAAACGUGGAGCGAUUGUGAACAUCGGAUCGGGUGUGGCAACGGUCAUUCCGUCCGAUCCGCUCUACUCCGUCUAUGCCGGCACCAAGGCGUUCGUGGACCAAUUCUCCCGCAGCAUCAACAUGGAGUAUGCAUCCAAGGGCAUCGACGUGCAGGUUCAGGCGCCUCUGUUCGUGGCGACCAAGAUGUCCAAGAUCCGCCACGCGUCGCUCACCUGCCCAUCCCCCGACCUGUACGCAAAGCACGGGGCCAACUGGGUGGGGCAGGAGGUGAGGGUCACGCCGUACUGGGCGCACGGGGUCAUGUGGGGCAUCAUCUAUCGAUUCCCGGAGGGGCUGUUCAAUAUCAUCCGGUUGGGUCAGAAUGUGGACAUUCGCAAGCGUGCGCUGGCUAAGAUUGCUCGCCAGCAGAAGCAGCAGUAG